Erigeron canadensis is the source of this 890-nucleotide messenger RNA. RefSeq lists its product as uncharacterized. The transcript is spliced from 4 exons. The record is from RefSeq and is a predicted model, not a curated record. The coding region runs from base 209 to 655 and encodes 148 amino acids. Lineage: Eukaryota; Viridiplantae; Streptophyta; Magnoliopsida; Asterales; Asteraceae.
ACUAAUAUGAUUUGAAGUGUCAAACUUGCAUUGAUUUAGAAUUCGCUUAUUAUCGUGCACGAUUGUUUAACGUAGGAUUUGGAUAUGAACUUUGCAGGCCUUGUUUGAGCUUUCUAGUGAUAAAGGAGUAAUCUUUCCAAUUACUUGAAGAAAAUAUUACUAACUGAAUAAGAAAAGAUUCCUAUUUGGUGUCUGAAAUCAGCUGAUAAUGCCUUCAGUCGUUUCACCUCAGUGGCAAGAGAAGGCCAGUGGCUUCUUCUCCACUUCAGGUACAAAUCGUUUCAUUUCUGCAGAAACGGAGAGGGCAUUAUUGCUUCGUGUUAGCCAGAAGUCGCUUCUCAACAAGAUGGAUGCUGGAAGCCUUGCUAUGGAGAUGGCCCCUAUCAUUAUGUGGCAGAAGGGACAGAGACCAGAAACUUAUAAGCAGUUCUGGAACCAGUCAUCAAGAACUCAAUCAAAUACAAAUACUGAUCCUUCACAGAACUACAACGAAUGGGACAUGCUUGCUGAUGAGAACGAAGAUAUGGAUGCAUCCUCGGCAAUCCCUUUGGAUGAUGGUGUGCCAAUCGAUUUCAGUGCUAUAGAGGUGCUACAGUGCUUAAUAGAACAUCACAAUGCCAUUUUCACGGAUGCAAAUGAGACGGUUUGGAGGUGACCUUCAGCUCUUAUCUUCAUUAUUCUUCAAAAUUGAUUCAACCAUGUGACCAAUAAUUUUCAAUUUCCCAUUUUAUGAACUAAAGCCAUAGAGUUGCCAUAUAUUUUGGAAGUUCAUUUGAUGGUGAUCUGUAUAUUUGUGAAGUUUACAUAAUGUUUAGGCUAGUAGCGCACUCAUAGGAUUCUGUUACACAUUUUGUAUAUUAUAGUUUUGUUUAAAGGUUUUGGUUUUUUCA